AGUUUCAGCCGUCGGCUCGCACGGGACGGACGUGGCUCGCUGUGCUGUUUACCUGUUUCGACACGUCCCAUCCGCGUUUUAAAAGGACCUUAAUGAAAAAUUGAUGAAAACGCUCCUAACGACUCCUCAGAGGUGUCCCUGUGGUUUCUAAUUAAACUUUGUGCGCUAGGAUUUCAAAGAACAUGUAGCGAUGCCCGGUACAACCGUCAUAAUGUUGUGACAAUGAACACGGAUUAGUGUUGUGCGCGUGUCGAUAUCCGUGUCGAUAAAAUGGCCCGGUGGGUCCUGUUGUUGGUGCUGCCCGCGCUCGCGGCGGCACUGCAGCCGACCGACAGUGACACGUGUAACCCGGACAAGAUGACCGUGUACCGGAUGGUGCUGCACACGUACUGGACGAGGGAAAAGUUUCCGAAACAUUAUCCGGAUUGGCGGCCGCCGGCGCAGUGGUCGAGGGUUUAUGGCGUUUCCCACGACCGAUCGUACGUGUUGUUCCGCCUAGGCCGUCGGGUUUCGUCCCCAGUCCGGCAAUUCGCGGAAACCGGGCGAGCUGACGCGCUCGGUUCAGCGCCGGGCACUAUGGAUGUGUUCGGCGCGCCCGCCGUGAUGCAGGGCGCGGGCCGGACGGAGGCUGAAUUCUUUGUUGAUGGGAACCACUCAAGGGUAUCAGUAAUGGCGAGGAUGAUCCCCUCCCCCGACUGGUUCGUGGGGGUGGAUAGCUUCGACCUCUGUGUCGACGGCAAUUGGUUGGACAGCAUCACAAUAGAGGUGGACCCACUAGAUGCCGGCACAGACAACGGGUUCACGUUCACAGCACCCAACUGGCCGACGGCUCCUCAAGGAGUCGCUUACCGCAUCACCUCCAAGUAUCCUUCACAUCCGGCUGGCUCCUUCUUCUACCCGCACCUGAGGAGACUGCCACCCAUAGCCACUUUCCAGUUCAUAAAGUUGCGCGAAUACGAGCUGUCAGAGGUGUUCCACCGCGACAGCGACGACCGACGAUACGACGUGAUCCAGUUAGACAAGCUCAGUCACAACAGCAUUGACGUUCUUGACGGGAACAGAGCGUUGUCCAUAGCAGAGGAGGUCGAGAGAGAAGAACAGGCGCCUAGGAUUUAUUCAGAAGGCGCUAUGACGACACCAGAUGGAGCGUACUCCUAUUAUUUUCUGGUAAACACCACAACAAGUACAACGGAAGAACCGCGCUCAGCCAACGAGUUGCCCACAUCAGGCCCGACCGCCAGCAAAAGAUCGGCUCUCCGCAGUCUAGCGCGCCGGUACCGAGCGCGGCGGCGGCGCAAGCUGCGCGCCGACAACGCCGACCCGGCUGAGCGGAGGAAGCGAAAAAGAGCUAAACUGCUUGACUGCCGGGUGUCGGACUGGGGCGAGUGGAGCACUUGCCGCACGGACGGCGGCUGCGUGGGCUCGGCGCACCGCACGCGCCGCGUGCUGCGCCGCCAGCGACCCGGCGGAGCGCCCUGCCCGCCCACCGCGCAGUCCCGGUGGUGUUUCACCAACUGCACCAACACUGACGACUGGCGGAACAAUCUCACGUAAUUCCGUUUGUUUUGAUGGAUAUCUUCUAUUAAUUUAGGGGCGUCUAAUGAUUGUAACGGCCCGUGGUAGAUUUUUUUAGAGACAAACUAUGAAUGCAACUUAACUUAAACCGUAUACAUAUAAACACAGUCGCACAUAUGCAACGCGGUUUAUUAUAGUAUAACAUGAAUACAUACCAUUAUAUUCGGUUGUGUUGCACGUAUGUACGUGGGUGAGGCGUGACAUGCAUAUAACGAUUUUAGCCGCAGCGCCGUCUAGACAUCCUUAGACAUAUUGCUGCAGUCAGCGCCCACAUCAAUACUAUCACUAUAAUAAUACAAGUAUUAGCUUUUUAAGAUGUUAGUCUCUAAAAAUUAUCUGUCUUGCGGUGCUGUAGACGUCGCUCUUUUUGGCAAAUAUAAUGCUAAAAAUACUUGAUAGAUUAAAGUUUAAUACCAGUUCUUUGAGACCUUAUAUAAGUAAUAUUCUUUCUAAUAAAAAUACCUGGAUUAUAAGUACCUAUGUUAUUCAAACUUUCCCUGUUUGUAAGUACCUAUUUAUUUUUUACGUCUGUGUCUGUCCGUCCAAAGAGAUGUUUCUUCUAUUAAGUUUCACUUCCUAAUUCAUUCGAUUUUCACUUCAAUGUAAAUUCGAAAGGUGUAAAAAUAAAUUAAUAAUAACAUGUAUUGUAUAAAAUACUUAGUAAGAGACUGUCGAUGUUCGAAAUUAGAUAGAGGUGUCAUUUUUUUCGCUGUACUUACAUAAGCUUCUUAUAAAUCAUUUUCAUUUAUUUGUCAAUUAUUGUUAGGAUAAGUGAAGUUAAGAUUAAGCAGAGUCAGAAAUAAGUUUCUCUUAAGUUUCAGAAAAUAUAUUAUCAUAACAAUGAUUUCAUAUAGGAUAUCCUUUAAUCUAUUUAUAUCUGGAUAUGUUCAUUCUCUACAUACAUUACGUACCUACAUUUUCAGCUCUAGUACAAAAUAAUAUCGUGUCUUAUGCUAGACUAUAUGAAUAAACUUAAACCAUUUUUUAGUUCAUUCUGUCUUUAGCUGUAACUAUUUCAUAUUUUUAUUAAGAUUUCCUGACAAUAUACACUGGGGGUUAAAUAAUAAAAUAAACAUAUCGUUUACUUAAGUGUUUCACUCGUGACAUUAACUCAAUAAAUAUGAUAGUGAUCUACUGGGUUCAGGGAAGGGAAAUAGCUCCAAAGAUGCAGCUUUUAUUUAAUUAUAAUUAAUUAAAGAUAUUGACGUUUCUUGCACUGACUCAUUUUAUAAAAUAUAAUAAAAAACUUUGAAGUCCCAAACGUACUAACUUUAGAAUUCUAUCCAAGGUUAAAUGAUGAAAAUUUUAAUUGAGAAAGAAUCUUUUGACACUUGACGUUAAUUUCCGAGUAGUUUUUUUUUUAAUUGUUAAUAAUAUCACAGAUGGUUUGGUGCAAGCGUCAAUGAUAUUUAGUUAAGCCUGUACUUAGAUUAAUAUAUGUAUAGAUCAGCAAUGCCUUUUGCGGGGUUCUCUAUUUUGGUACCUUUAAAAUCUAUGUCUGUUUUUGUAAAUUGCACCUUUUGCAAAGCAUGCUUUAAAUUAAAUAUUGAGAAUCCAUUAUUUUAAUGUUAGAUCAUAUCCAAUAAAUCGAUUCCAAAACAGCGUAGUCGCUUUCAAAUGCCAAAGAAAUAUCUAGGCUUAAUUCGGGAGAAACUUUUGGUUGAAGUCAACUCACAUAUUUCGAUUUCAUCCGUGCAAAUGUUUCCAAUGUAUCCGGGCAACUACUGAUAAAGUUUUCGAGAAUCUAAUCCAUCUCGACCAUGAAUGAUAAAUAUGACUUGUUUGUUCGAGCAUCCUGAGUAAUAGCUGACUGCCGUUUCUUGAAUAAAAACAUAAAAAUAAACGAAGUGACAUAGAAUACUUCGUUCAUAUUUUAAAAGAUGCUGGACUUAAAAAACAAAAACAAUUUAAAUUAAACAUGUCAGCAAUUCUAAAAAAAACCGGGUAAGUGCGAGUCGGACUCGCGCACGAAGGGUUCCGUACCAUGAUGCAAAAAAAAACAAAAAAAAGCAAAAAGAAAACGGUCACCCAUCCAAGUACUGACCCCUCCCGACGUUGCUUAACUUUGGUCAAAAAUCACGUUUGUUGUAUGGGAGCCCCAUUUAAAUCUUUAUUUUAUUCUGUUUUUAGUAUUUGUUGUUAUAGCGGCAACAGAAAUACAUCAUCUGUGAAAAUUUCAACUGUCUAGCUAUCACGGUUCGUGAGAUACAGCCUGGUGACAGACGGACGGACGGACGGACGGACGGACGGACGGACGGACGGGCGGACAGCGAAGUCUUAGUAAUAGGGUCCCGUUUUACCCUUUGGGUACGGAACCCUAAAAAAAGCGAUGGCUACUACCGUAACUUCUUAUAAAUUGUCUAUAAAAAGUCGUGGUAAAUAGAUGUACAUGGUAAUAAUAAUUUAUGUUUUAAUUGCAAAGUUUUGGGAGAUAUCAUACUUGUACUGCACUCAAACGUGGUUUUCGCCCAGGGAUUAACGUAAGUCUGGUAAAUUCAUGACGCCCAUACGCACAUAUCAGAUCAUAGGAUUAAAAUGGAUAGAGCUGUGGCUGAAUCCAUGUUUGAAUUAGGCGUAAAUUUGACGUUUUGCGUAUUUGUUUUAUAUUGGUUCUGUUCUUACGGCAAAUAUUAAAACAAUCAUGGUCGAAGAAAUGAAAUAUCAGUUUCAACUUUUCAUGACCGAGUUAUCUUCCAUUGCUGUGGAAUGUAGAUGAUGGGUAAUUCACGCUAGAACGGUCCAGGUACGGGUCGAGGCUUUUGACACUUCGUUUUCUAUGAAGUGUCAGACGCCUCUGGGCUAUAACCGAGAAAAUCGAAGUUCGCAAAUUGCGGGCAUUUUUCUCUGUCACUCUAAUUACGCCUUCUUUGGAGUAAAAGAGAUUCUCCGCAAUUAGCGAAUUUCGGUUUUGGCGGUAGCCCCUCUGCUUGGAAUAUUCUAGAACGAGUCAUUCUUUUUUAACCACGUCACAACAUGCAGUUACUGCAAUCCAUACAUUUCGAGCUCCGCAACGCGACAAUGAGAGCGGUUUUUUACGCUUGCGUUAUAUUUCACUUCGGCUUAGGACAAUACUUUAGCACGAAGUCACGAAUAUGUGAGUUGAUAUACAAUUCUAGUUUAGAAAAUACUCAAAAAUACCUUGUAAUGUCAAAGAAUUCUAGAUUAUUCAGAAAUGAGAUUUAAGCUAUAGUGAAGAUUGUAAAAUAGAGCCAAAAAUUAAAGCUAAACUGUUAACCUUAGUGUAAUAACUAUUGGAGUCCGUGUAUUUUUUACAAUGUAAAUUAUUCUCAUUUCAAUAAUAAAAUCUUAAAUAACA
Cydia fagiglandana is the source of this 4891-nucleotide messenger RNA. It is a transcript of the gene mspo, whose product is annotated as spondin-2. Bases 271 to 1554 code for a protein of 427 amino acids. Lineage: Eukaryota; Metazoa; Arthropoda; Insecta; Lepidoptera; Tortricidae. The transcript is spliced from 8 exons. The record is from RefSeq and is a predicted model, not a curated record. Gene Ontology annotation, biological process: cell adhesion. Gene Ontology annotation, cellular component: extracellular matrix.